This is a messenger RNA of Ornithorhynchus anatinus (platypus), 8766 nucleotides long. It is a transcript of the gene ATF7IP, whose product is annotated as activating transcription factor 7 interacting protein. Gene Ontology annotation, biological process: regulation of DNA-templated transcription. Gene Ontology annotation, cellular component: transcription regulator complex; nucleus. Lineage: Eukaryota; Metazoa; Chordata; Mammalia; Monotremata; Ornithorhynchidae. The record is from RefSeq and is a predicted model, not a curated record. Gene Ontology annotation, molecular function: protein binding; transcription coregulator activity.
GGCAGCGUCUGGCAAAUUGCAAGCCAUCACCUAGAACCACUGGGAGCGAAUUCCGCCCCUCUGGAAAAAUGGAAGGCCAUCCGGUUAACCAACAGGGCCGUAGAACCAACCGUCUUGCAGCUCGACAAAUGAACGCUGCUUUCGCGGCAGCAGAACGACCCGUAAACUGUGUUCUAGAUUAUUUAUACCGUGCAAGCAACCGGCGGGCGGUGUUGCUCAAAACCAAGCGCUUUUUAAACUGUGUUUUCCCCGACGCUUGUGUGUGUGUGUGUGUGUGUGUGUGUCUCUCUCCCCUCUGUUGCCAGGCAGAUUUCUGAAAGCCGGCUGCCGAUUGGCUAAUUCUAGAAGCAGGCUCUCGUGCUGAUUGGUGCCUUUUUGAGCUGGCAGAUUAUAGGCUAAGCCAUUGCAGCUAACCUAAGACUUCCCUUUGUUUCAAAGGGGCGAUCUCUCUGCUGCAGAGAAAAGGGCGGAAGGAAGCAUGCUAAUUGGCUGAGGAGGAAGAAGUCGCUUGGCUUUUGUUCGACACAGUUGGUAGAAUUUGGUCUUAUUCCUCAAACGUUGCUUUUCAGAGAAUAUCUAAGUAGGGAGGAAAAACCUUGCAGGACUGUGGGAAUGCGUUUUGUGAGGAGUGUAUUUUUGGCCGGUAAUUUCUGCAGAGUUAUGAAAGAUUUUCUGCCCGAAUGAGAAAACGGCCGGGAGAGCGUCCUAGUAAAUGGCAUUUUUGAGAGCUACGUGAUGCGCGUCGGUUUGGGGGCGGAAAAAAGAGUUUCAAGGUUCUUUCCAGUUGAUAAAACAUGGAUUUUCCCAGAGGAAAAUCCCAACCGACCGAUGUCUUUCAAGGCAGCCACGCGGUCGGUCCGAGGAGCGUGGUUCUCAUUCCGCGGGCAAGGCCCUGAGACGGUCAUCCGGGAAACCUAACCCAACCUUGCAGCAGAGACACCCGGGCGUGGAAUCCGACAUUCCCACCCCCGGAAAGAAAGACCGAAAAAGGUGUCCUAACGCGGCGGGUCGUUCCGGCUCCGCCCCCGAAAGCCUGCGGGCCACCGCCCCCUAACCUUUCUGCACAUGCUUUCCCCGCUGCAGUGUUACACUUCUAAAGUAAGAUGGCUGAUGGGCUUGCCACCGAUGCAGUCAAAUCUCCCAGUCCUGAUUCUUCACCUAAUGCGCGUUCCUUGCUUCCGUCCCUCCUUCCUGAUCGUAUUCCUUUCCCCGGGAAAAACUGGUGCUUAGCUGCAGUCUGCCCCCUCGUGGCCAGCGACGGUAGUUUAUUCUUUGAUUCGCAAACGGUGGGCGAGCAUGGCAGGUGAUGGAUGGUGGGCUGCUCUCUGCUCACUCCCCCCGAAGAAUCUUCCGUCGCCUCGGUGCCGGCCAGAGAGACGGGACGCUUCCCGGUGAGGUUCACGAUGGACAGUGCCGAAGAGCCUCAGAAAAAAGUGUUUAAGGCCCGCAAGACCAUGCGAGCGAGUGACCGCCAGCAGCUGGAGGCCGUAUACAAAGUCAAAGAGGAGUUCCUGAAAACGGACACCAAGCUGUUGAACGGCAAGCACGAGAACGGCGACUCGGACUUGAACUCCCCGCUGGGCCACCCCGACGGCGCCGAGGACAGGAGGGAGGUGAACGGCAUAGCCGCCGACGGCCCGGAGCCGGAGGAGGGGAGGACGGACUCCACGGACACCCCCAGCCCACCAGGCCCCGAGGGCCCCGACGAGAGGACGGACCCCGCCUCGAUCGUCAAACGGGAAACGCCGCCUCCAGGCGAGGCGGUCCCCGAACAAGAGGAGGGCCCCGCCUCGAAGCCCGAAGACCCGCCUCUCGCCAACCAUAAGGAGGACAGCUUCCGGGAGCCAACCGGCAGCCGGACCCCAGACCCGGGAGAGGACGGGGGUUCGCCGGCAGGAGAGGACGGAGCAGGCGGCGGCACAGAGCCCGACGGGGAAACGCCGGCCCUCGGCGAGCCCGUCUCCGUCCACCCGGACCCCGCCCCUGGCGGGGAAAAGAAGGACACCGAACACCCGGGGAGCGAGGAGGUCAUCUCGAGCAGUGUGGAGGCUCGCCCAGACGCAGAACCCCCAGGGGACGCCCCCGGAAGUGACCGAGGAGACAGCCCCGGCCAGGACGGGGACGGCGACGACCCCAUGGAGACGGACGAGAUCAUCCCCAUCUUGGAGAAGCUGGCUCCGGCGGAGGACCAGCUGACCUGCUUCACGAAGGAGACCCUCCUGCCGGCCGGGACGGGGGCGGGGGCCGGGGCGGAGGAGGAGGAGGAGGAGGAGGAGAUAGAGGAGGCGGCCAGCCUCUCCUCGGGCCUGGAGGACAGGCUGGACAGCUCCCUGGGCUCACCGUCCAAACAGGACACCAGCGAGAGCCUGCCCAAAGAAGCCUUCCUGGUCCUCUCCGACGAAGAGGAGCCCGUGGGCGAGAAGGAGGCCGAGGAGGAAAGGCCCGGGACCAUUGAGGAGAAUCCCACAGAGGAAGCGGCGAGUGAGGAAAAAGAUAAAGAGGACAAAGAAGAGGAUGAGCCCAAGGAAGAUGAGAAACCCCCUGAAAAAAACGAGGCGUCGCGAAGAAAACGGUCCAAGUCAGAGGACAUGGACAGCAUCCAUUCGAAACGCCGACGCUACGUGGGCGAAGAGUACGAGGCGGAACUCCAAGUCAAGAUCACCGCCAGAGAGGACAUUAACCAGAAGCUGCAAAAGGUUGUCCAGCGCCUACUGGACGAGAAGCUCGGGGCCCUGCAGUGCGCCGUCUUCGACAAGGCCCUGGCCGACUUGAAAACCCGCGUGGAGAAGAUCGAAUGCAACAAGAGGCACAAGACGGUCCUGACGGAACUACAGGCUAAAAUAGCCAGGUUGACAAAACGCUUCGGAGCAGCCAAAGAGGACCUGAAGAAAAGACAGCAAAACCCGCCGAACCCUCCGCCGUCGCCGGGAAAAUGCACCAGCGAGGCCGUCGGCGUCAACACGCUAACGUACAGGAACGCCGGCACGGUGAGGCAGAUGCUGGAAUCCAAGAGAAACGUCGGCGAGAACGCGCCGGCCCCCUUCCCGGUCCCCGUGAACACAGCGUCUUCUACCGGGCCGGGCCCCACGCAAGCGGCGGGCGGAGGCCAGCCGAAGCCUCAGACCCCGGUGACCUCGGCGUCCCUGACGGCCUCCGUCCUCCCCGCCCCGAACGCGGCCACGGUGGUGGCCACCACCCAGGUGCCCAGCGGGAGCGGCCAGCCCGUGUCGGUGUCGCUGCAGUCCCUGCCGGUCAUCCUCCACGUGCCGGUGGCCGUCUCCUCCCAGCCCCAGCUGCUGCAGGGCCACCCCGGGACCCUGGUCACCAACCAGCAGGCCGGCGGCGUCGAGUUCAUCUCCGUGCAGAGCCAGGCCGCGGUGGGCGGACUGACCAAGCCCCCGCUCUCGCUGACGUCGCCCGGCGGGCCCAAGCCCGGGGGCAACGGGGGCGGCGGCCCCCCGCCCCCGGGGCCCGGCCCCGGCCUCCCCAGGAACUCUGCGGCCGGCCCCGGCUCCCUGGGGUCGGCCCUGGCCGUGCAGGCCGUCCCCCCUGCUCACCCCGCGGCCCACCCCGCCGCGCCCAACACCAGGACUCCUCUGCCCUCGGUGGGCACCCCGGGACUGUACGGCUCCACCACCGGCAGCCGCGGGGCCCCCCCCAUACAGAUGAAGAUCCCCCUCUCCGCCUUCAGCACCUCCUCCCCCGCCGAGCCCAGCAGCCCCGCGGUGCCCAGACCAGAGAACCAGUCCAGCCGGCCGACGGCAGACACCUCGAUAAGUAAGAGAGCGGCGGAGAGCACGACUCAGAGUGCGAAGGUCACGGGUGGCGAGGCGGGAAGCGGCGUCAUCGACCUCACGCUGGAUGACGAGGAGUUCGGGGCUGCGCAGGAUCCCAAGAAAGCGGGCCCCGCGGCGGCGCCGGCCCUCGGCCCUCCUCCCCCGGCUCUGACCCGCUCCCUGCAGCCCCUGCAGCCCCUGCAGCCUCUGCAGCCCCUACAGUCCGCCCCCCUGCAGCAGGCCGGAGUGCCCACCAGCGGCCCGUCCCAGACCACGAUACACCUCCUGCCCACAGCCCCGACCACCGUGAACGUGACGCACCGGCCCGUGACACAGGCCGCCGCCAGGCUGCCGGUGCCCAGGGCUCCGGCCAACCACCAGGUGGUCUACACGACGCUCCCCGCGCCCCCGGCACAGCUGCCCGUCCGGGGGGCCGUCCUGCAGAACCCCAGCGUCCGGCCGGUCAACCCACAGAGCGGCCUCACGGUCCGUGUCCCCCAGACGGCCGCCUACGUCGUGAACAGCGGGCUCGCCCUCGGGUCCGCGGGGCCGCAGCUCACCGUGCACCAUCGGCCGCCCCAGGCCCAUCCCGAGCCGCCGCGGCCCGUUCACCCGGCCCCCCUCCCGGAAGCUCCCCAGCCCCCGCGCCUGCCCCCCGAAGCGGCCAGCACCUCCCCGCCUCAGAAGCCCCACCUGAAGCUGGCGCGAGUCCAGAGCCAGAACGGCAUCGUGCUGUCAUGGAGCGUCCUGGAGGUGGACCGGAGCUGCGCCAGCGUGGACAGCUACCACCUGUACGCCUACCACGAGGACCCGGGCGCCACGGCCCCGUCCCAGUGGAAGAAGAUCGGCGAGGUCAAGGCUCUGCCGCUGCCCAUGGCCUGCACGCUCACCCAGUUCGUCUCCGGCAGCAAGUACUACUUCGCCGUGCGGGCCAAGGACGUUCACGGACGCUUCGGCCCCUUCUGCGAGCCACAGUCCACCGACGUCAUCUCCUCCCAGAGCAGCUAGGCGCCCGCCCGCCCCCCGUGCCCCCGCACGGCGGGGUGGCGGACCCCACCCCCGCCCCGCCCCCGCCCCCCGCUCGGGGUUUGGAGUCUCGUGCAUGAAAAGUCGCUGUCAAACCCACGUGCGGCGAGAGGGGCCGGGGGCCGGCGGAGAGACCCCCCGAGACUCGACGUCCGUUUAGAACCCAAAGUCAAAUAAACUCUCACGCCUGCCAAGAGAGUCGGGGGGUUUCCUCGGCGGCCCCGAGGUCCGGGCGCGGGAGCCCGAGGGGGCGCGUGGGGCGGGCGGGCGGGCGGCCGCUUCGGUUUGAGUUUGCCCGCGGCCCGGGACCCCCCGGGCUGCUCCCUGCCGGGGGGCUGGAGUUCCCCCUCCCCCACCCUUCCCCACCCCCCCCGAUGCCGCUCCGCAGGAGCAGACAAAACCCAAAGAGAACGAACAAGAGGCCCCAGCCCCUCCCUCGCCCCGGACGGAAGCCGAGGUCCGUCAGUAAAUGAAGUUCGGUCCGGGGUGCCGGGUGGCGGGUGCGUGGGCCGACCGGGAGACCCGUCGUCUGGCCCGGCGCUCCCGGGGCCCCGCUGAGGGGGGCGUGGGCGGCGGGGAGCCGCCGUGGGGCCUUUUCCGUUCAGUUCGAAGCGCGAGUCAGAGUUUGCCAUCCCCACCCGGUCCAUCCUCCCUCUCCCACCCCACUCCGCUCUUCCACUCCUGCUACCUUUGAAAUUGAUUUUCGUGCCUUAAAGAGUUUCUGAGAAAACAGCAGUACUCCUGGCGUCUCUCUUCCUGCCUCCGGAGCUCCCCGAGCCUCAGUUUCUCCCGGGCUCCUGGCAGUCCUUCCUCACGCCUCGUCGCCCGGCGGGAGAGAGGAGGCCAGAGGCACCGGUCCCCGACCGGUGAAGGGCCGUUUCUUCCGGCCAGGGGCGGCGGUGGCGGGAAGGCUGCCAGGGUACAGCUGGGUCCCGGGAGGGGCUCGGGGUCACCACCAGAGAGGCCAGCAGGCCGCCGGUCCCGGUGCCAGCCCGGUCGCUCAGCCCGUGGCCCGUCUUCGACCCCGCUGAGCUCCUCCCACCCCCCGGGGACAUCCAGUUGAGGCCUCUCGCCCCACCGGGCCGGGCGGUAUCCUCUCCCAUCCCACCCAUCUGACCCAUCCCCGCGGAAGGAGAUGGUUGGGCUCCGGGGCGGGGGCGGGCAGAGCCGCUUAAGACCGGCGGGCCGCCCAGCCUUUCCAGAGCGAUACCGUCGAGCGUCAGGUGGCGGCCCAGUGGCGAGGUGCCGGAACGCCCGGCCUCCCGGAAGAGAGGGAGGACGGCCUGGCGGGAUGACCUAGGAGGAAAGCCGCUCCGAAGGGAGCUGCCGGCUUCUCAGAGGCCAGCGUUCGAAUCUGGCCUCUUUGUAACGAGGCGAGCGUUGGCUGUCGGAGACCAGGAAGCGUCUCUCCUCCACCGUGAAGUACUGCGGUUUGUCUCGUCGGUGGGAGACGAGCCGCCGUGGUCCACGGUGGAGGGUUGACGUUCGGAUUGGGGGAGGCUUUCCUCGUGGCGCCAUUGACUCCGAGGGGUCAGGCGGGGUCGGGGGGGGGAGGGGGCUCAGCCGGGCCGGAGCGAGCCGUGCCCGAUGCCCUGAGCCCUGGGCUCCGUCUCCCGUGGGAGUCGGGGUCUCACAUCCCCCUGUGGCCUGGUGCGUCCGGGCGAGAACCAUCCCGGAGCUUGGCUUGGGCGGUCGCCGUGAGAGACGUUCCGGGCGGAACGUCGGCCGCGCUGGGCGGCAGGGUUACGUCCCGGGGAGGCGGGCAGUGGACGGUGGGCAUGAGGGCACGAGGGUGUUUCUGUCUGGGCCGUGAUGGGCCUCCCGGUCGCCAAGCUCCCCGAUGGUCCGGUGACUCCACGUGUAACUUGGGGAUCGGUUGGAGCGUCCCUCCAGGGGAUCGGCUUCUUUUUGGCAUCAGCCCCCGGUGAGGACCUCCGUGUCGACCGGGUGAGCGGGAUGAGCGUAGCGGGCCUCGGUGCAGGGGGCUGCCCGCGUAGCGGCUCGGGAGGAGCUCUCUCCUCUAUCGGGGGGGCGGUGCGGGGAGCCUUUCAGAAGUCCUCACUUGACAGAUCCGAGCGAGGGAUUUUUGUCUUCCGAGAAGUUCCCUCGGAAGAACUGAAGCCACUGAAGUGGGAGCGCUCCCUUGGGAAAAGGUUCGAUUUUCCCAUCCGGGAAUCCGGCAGAAGGGUCCCGAGGUCUCCCCGCAGCAACCAGCGGGACCUCGGGAGGGGGGCGGCCGUCCCGUAGUCACGCGGCCAGGGUGAUGCCCGCCGGGCGUGCACGAGUCUUCCCCUGGGGCAGAUGGACCCCGGCCCGUUCCCACCCUCAGCCCGCAGGGCGGGACCCCCGUGGGGUCUACCCGCCCGUGCGGACCCGGACCCCCGAAGAAGGGAGCUGAGGUACGAUCGGCCGGCCCACUCGGGGGGAGGGAGAUGUGGCGGCGAAGUUCUGGUCGUUCUCAUUUUGGCAUCUGUGGCUUCUCCCGGGGUUCCCCCAGCCCUGGAUCUCCAGUGCCAGGUUGGGGACUCGCUGGCAGCGAGGCUUUGCCGCGGGUUUUGAACGGCAGCGUCCAAGUGGAAGGAGCCUCGGGGAUCAGGUUGAGCCUGCCGCAGGGGUCAGGAUCAGCCCGCCUUGGGGGCUGCCUAGAUUUCCAGGUGGCAGAGUAAUGGGAGACGCCAGGCCGGGCAUCAGACGGAUCCUCCCUAGGCACUGUGAGUCUUCUUUCACCCUGUUUUAAGUGUGACCGUCCCCCGGUCCAGAAGCGUGCCGGGCGGACGGUGGUGACCGGCGGCCACGACUACGAAGCUGCCGGCCCGUUUCACUUUCCUCCCAGCAGAAGGCCCCGUCGGGCUUUGCCGACCGCCCUCCCGCCGGCUGCUCCCCCGUCACUUCCUUGUGGGCGACUGGUCCCCCGGGGGCCCUGAGGGGGAGCGAAGACGGAGGGGUGGUCCGUCCGGACGGGUCCCUUUUAGAGAGCCAGCAAGGGCCCCGCGUUUGCCCAUAAACUCGGCCUCCUGUCUAAAAGUGGUUUCUCGGUCUCGGUUAACCGCUACGGAGGCACUCUCCGGCCGCCGCUUGAGCGCGUCUGGAAAACGGGGGCGCCGUCCCCUCCCGGCCCCCGGAGUCGGGGUGGGCAGAGCGUAUUAGCCCAGCGGGACCUUCUGCCCCCAUUCUUCCUCCCCACCUCGCGGCUCCAGGCCGAGACUGGGGAAAAAAGAGUAACGCCCACGGUAUCCUUCCCGACCGGCCCUGCGGACGGCGGGUGGAGGGGACCGUCCCCUCCUCCUGCCCUCGUUCGGCUCGGCCCCGCUCUCCCCCUUCCAGAAUAACCAGGCUCCAGUAUUAAAAAAGGGCGAAUGGCUCGUGCCCGGGGCAAAGCUGUGCUUCCGCUACCAAAAGCCCCGCCACGAGGGUGGCGUUUUGUGUCCGGGAAGGGGCGAGGCCGGGGGUUUUGGGAGCGGGGGGGCCAGGCCCCGGGCCGGGCGGGAGGAGAGGAGGCGGCCGGGGGGCCGAGAAGCCAGCUCCAGAGUCGGGAACCAGCGUGUCACUUGGCUGCUCUCGUCCCGCGCAUCGGCGGGCGGUGGGGGCCGCCGGGCGGCCCCUCGCCUCCCUCGGGCCGGCGCGUUCGGGGCCGCGUCUCGUCCGCCGCGGGCCCGGCCGGAGGGCUGACGUGUCUUGGCUCCGUUAGAAAAUCAAAUUCAAAGAGAAAUCUUUCGUUCGAAACCUCGAGGUCUCUCGCGUUUUUUUCUCCGCAGCUGAAAAUGUAAAUAAAACAGGAUGUUGGAGGCUCCGCCUCGCGCCCAGUUUAAAUUGGGCUACCGCAAGCUGUCCCCCGAUUUUUAUUUUAUUUUAUUUUGUACGUGGAGUAGAGUAGCGUGUGUAUCAGUGUUAACUGUAGUGGGGUUUUGUCCGGCAAGCCUGAAAUUUAUACUUUGAAAUAAACUACUGGGUUUGUAACAUUCCA